This is a messenger RNA of Caenorhabditis elegans, 664 nucleotides long. RefSeq names its product Abnormal cell migration protein 18-like fibronectin type I domain-containing protein (gene Y45F10D.6). The record is from RefSeq and is marked reviewed. The transcript is spliced from 3 exons. Lineage: Eukaryota; Metazoa; Nematoda; Chromadorea; Rhabditida; Rhabditidae. Bases 15 to 620 code for a protein of 201 amino acids.
UUUUCAGAAGAGAAAUGCUCCUAGUUUUGCUAUCCCUCAUCACGUUGUGCUCUUUGCGCCAUUCAGUUCCAACUAACAAGACGAGCCAGCUUCAUCAUUUCGAAAUAAAUCACCCAGAUGGUAUCAAUGCAAUAUUUGAUCUACUUCCAAAAGUCUGCAAGAAAAACGGUCAUUCCUACAAAGUGGGCGAGGAAUUCGACGUCGGAAAUCUCCGUUACACGUGUCAACAAUUCGGUGUCUACGUCAUCGCCGGAUGUCGAACUCAUCUGGGAAGAGCACUGGAGCUGGGUGAUAUUUUGGUGCAUGAUCACGUGAAAUUCCAUUGUUUGGCACAUGGAACUUCUGUUUUUUAUCGAGAAACUGCGUGUGGCGGGAAGGGAGAAAUCGAUUGUGAUAUGGUACCACUGCCACGUGGAUAUGAACAAGUUGUGCAGAAUGAGCAUCUAGAAACAACAGAGCUUCCAAAAGAGCACUCAACUCAUAUAAAUGGAAAAGAGCUGCCAAAAGGAUGGGUUCUUGUGCACGGAGGAAAAGUGAACGAAAAUUCGGAAAAUCAAAUGUCCACUCAUAUUUUGAUGUAUCAUCCACAGCUUCAUGGGCAUGUGAAGCAGAUGAAUUGAGAUUUGUUUUUUUCUUGAAUAAAAAUGAAUAAAAACAACAAUUU